Messenger RNA from Microcebus murinus (gray mouse lemur), 2639 nucleotides. RefSeq names its product HSPB1 associated protein 1 (gene HSPBAP1). NCBI's taxonomy places the organism in Eukaryota, Metazoa, Chordata, Mammalia, Primates, Cheirogaleidae. The record is from RefSeq and is a predicted model, not a curated record.
GGCCAAGUUAAAUCUUGUGUCCAGUAACUCGGUGACCUCUGGUCACUUAACCUAAUGCUUGCUUCUAUUAUAGGGGGAAUUGAGGUAAGAUCGAAGUGUAGUGGAGUCUCAGGGGAUUGUCUCAUGAAAAUCAUUUGUUUUCUAUGUACAGUUAGUACUGCCUCGUUUAGUCUUUUUGUCUUACCAUACAUAGCCAACGAGAUUAUAAACUAGCCACUUUCAUUCAUAUGUACAAAAAAUAUAAUCUUUCUACCCAUUUUGACUGUCACUUAGUAGUCGAACAAUAAAGAUAUGUUGAUUAAGGUUGGAAGAUUUUUGUCCCAAAGUGACCUAUCCAGUCAAUUAUGUUUGUUUUUUUAACGAAACUAAAAUUUUAGUGUCUCCACUUAUUAUGAUUUUGACUAAAGAAUGAACAGGGAGAAAGGAGGUUGUUAAUCUCUUCAUCAGGGAGCUGUUUAUUUUGAUAUACAAAUCCAGAAGCCCUGACAGCUGUCGGAUCAGUGUCCCUGAAAACCCAAGUCAAGCAAUCUGGCUUGCCUGGGUCAGGAAAUGAGUCACAAAGAACGCAAAGGAUACUUUGCCUGAGGUUCAUAUUCCCCGCAGCCACGAAAACCAGAUGGGGUCACGUUGUUGCCAGAAGGGCAAGAGAGGUGGAAGGGAAGCGUGAGCUACCCUAGUGUUCGGGGCUGGUAAGAGCCGCUGUCCCCUAAGCAAACGAACGCAGAAACCCACUCCACUGCCCGGAGCCCCACAAAACGGCGAGCCACCCCCUAAAAGUCCAAUCUUCUUGGGUGGAGAAAAGCCAAGGCAGAAGGGAAGGACCAGACUAGAAAACCAGAAGCAUAAACGAAGCUAAGACUAUGUGAAAAAAGCCUUAAGUUCUGGGGAAGGUAGAAAGCGCCACAACCCAGGCCACGUGCUGGCAUUUCAACACGGGGGAAUCAAAACAAAGCUACGUGCCCCGCCCAGCACCUGUCACGUGACUUCCACGUGAGCCGGCGCUUCCGGGGGAGCCCUGUAGGAGCGGCGCGGACUCCUUCCUGUGGUGCCGUUUCAGGCCCGGGUUCUGGCCCCUUGGCUGACCCGAUUCCGGCCCGCUCCACUUUGGGUUCCGGCGGAGCCCGCCUCCCGGUAGCUAUGGCUGCAGGCUCGGGGGCGACCACUCAUCCGACCCUUGCAACUGGAGCUGGACGAGAGGAAGGUGAACAUGUCAAACCUUUUACGCCAGAGAAAGCAAAAGAAAUUAUAAUGUCUUUACAGCAACCUGCAGUCUUCUGUAACAUGGUUUUUGAUUGGCCGUCACAGCACUGGAAUGUUAAACACCUUUCUGAGGUCCUUCAUGGCAAGCAAAUACGAUUCAGGAUGGGAAUGAAAAACACAGGCACAGCCCCUCAGUUUGAAACUACAUGUAGUUAUGUAGAAGCUACACUUGAAGAGUUUCUGACCUGGAACUGUGACCAGCCUUGUCUUUCUGGACCAUUUAGAGAUUAUGAUCAUUCCAAAUUCUGGGCUUAUGCUGACUAUAAAUAUUUUGUCAGUCUAUUUGAAGAUAAGACAGAUAUUUUCCAGGAUGUGAAAUGGUCAGACUUUGGGUUUCCUGGAAGAAAUGGACAAGAAAGUACAUUGUGGAUUGGCUCCCUGGGAUCCCAUACACCCUGUCAUCUGGACUCCUAUGGUUGCAACUUAGUAUUCCAGGUACAAGGAAGGAAAAGAUGGCAUCUCUUUCCUCCAGAAAAUACUCCUUUCCUUUAUCCAACUAGAAUCCCUUAUGAAGAAUCCAGUGUGUUCAGUAAAAUCAAUGUUGUCAAUCCUGAUUUAAAGCGUUUUCCUCAGUUCCGGAAAGCUCAAAGACAUGUGGUUACGCUGAGUCCAGGACAGGUUCUGUUUGUUCCCAGACACUGGUGGCAUUAUGUGGAAUCCAUUGAUCCUGUCACUGUCAGUAUAAACUCAUGGAUUGAGCUGGAAGAGGAUCAUCUAGCCCGGGUAGAAGAGGCAAUCACCCGCAUGCUUGUGUGUGCCCUGAAAACUGCAGAGGACCCCCACAAUACCAGAGCUUGGCUAAAUCCUACUGAGGUUGAGGAAACAUCCCAUGAAGUGAAUUGUCACUACUUAAAUGGAGCUGUUUCUGCCUUUUUUGAUCAUUACAGAACAUCUAAGGUAGUAGAAAUCCAAGCACUGAGAACAAACAGAGAGCACACAAAAGAGGAAGAAUUAAAUGUGUACAACUACAUGGGCCAAAUAUGUAGCCAGAAUUUAACCAUGGGAGCAGUAAAACAGGAGGCAACAAGUACCUUUGGCCCUGAUCUGGUCCCUGUAACACAGAGGUCUGAAGAACCACCUUCAGAAAGAGAAGGCAUAUUUGAAAGUGAUGGUAAAGACGUUGUUGACAAAGACAGAGAACACUUUGGAAAAUCGCAUUGUGCCAAGAGGCAGCAAAUGCAAUUGCACAGCGAGAAUGCAGCUGUGGAACAAAUUGCUUCAAAUAGUACUGUGGCCCCUCCUCAAACAUUUAUUUCUACAGAUGACUUGCUGGACUGCUUGGUGAAUCCACAGGUAACCAGGAUGGUGGCACAACUUUUGAUACAAGGAAGAAGUUUGUGAUUCUAAUAGAAGAUGACUUUUUAAAUAAUAUUUUUAAA